Trichogramma pretiosum is the source of this 1681-nucleotide messenger RNA. RefSeq names its product lipase 3-like. Gene Ontology annotation, molecular function: hydrolase activity, acting on ester bonds. NCBI's taxonomy places the organism in Eukaryota, Metazoa, Arthropoda, Insecta, Hymenoptera, Trichogrammatidae. The transcript has 8 exons. The coding region runs from base 332 to 1573 and encodes 413 amino acids. The record is from RefSeq and is a predicted model, not a curated record. Gene Ontology annotation, biological process: lipid metabolic process.
UAUAACAACAACGCAAGCACCGCCACUGCACUUGAGCCGCGUGUAGCCGCCAAGUAUAUAAUAUAUCGCACACUCGACGCCGAGCUACGAUUUUACAACCCGACCCGGCUAUACCCAAUUUUUCUCGCAUUGUUCUUCGCGCGCAUUUUAUGUACGGCGGGUUCGCAUGCAAAACUCGAAAUAAACGCCAUACCUCUUUUUGAAUCAAAAUUGUAUGAUAUAAAACGGGUGCCGCAGUGUGCUUAUCUCCGUGUGUUCGUGCGUGGGUGCGUUUUGUAAAACAAGUGCCAGGACGUUGUUUUAUAUAAUAUAUCGGUGCGUGCGAUCGAGCAUGUCGCCGGUUACAUUGAUCAGCGCCACCGCUACCGCCGCGGCUGCGAUUGCGCUGCUGCUGGCUUCUGUAUCUCGGAUCCACGCCAAACUGGAUCCUAAUCCAGAUAUCGAGCUCAAGACUGAUGAAUUGGCGAGAAAAUACGGCUACCCGUUCGAGGAGCACACGGUCAUAACCGACGACGGCUACAUCUUGGCUCUGCACAGAAUUCCAUUUGGCAGAAACGACUACGAUGGAUAUUAUCCGAGAAGACGAUCGGCGGUACUGCUGAUGCACGGCUUGGGCGGCAGCUCCGCCGAUUGGGUUCUCAUGGGGCCAGGCAAUUCUCUGGCAUACAUUUUAGCCGAUUCUGGAUACGAUGUUUGGCUUGGUAAUAAUCGAGGAAAUAUUUACUCGAGAAACCACACGUCUAUGAUUCCGACCGAUCGCUAUUUUUGGGACUUUAGUUACCACGAGAUGGGCAUGUUCGAUCUGCCGGCGAGCAUCGACUACAUCCUGGGAGCGACGGGUCGACGCUCGCUGCUCUACGUCGGUCACUCGCAGGGCACGAGCCAGUUCUUCGUGAUGGCCUCGUCGAAGCCCGAAUACAACGGCAAAGUCGCGCUGGCCGCCGGCCUCGCGCCAGCAGCCUUCACUGGCUAUCUGCGGGGUCCUAUUACGCAACUCACCAAGUUGACAUACUUCGGCGUGUGGGUAGGCGAGAACUUCGGCUAUCCGGAGUUUGGCUCGCGCUCGCGCUGGGGCAGAUUCAUCUCGAGGCUCCUCUGCCAGAGCGCCGCGCCGACCCAAAUAUUCUGCAGCACCAAGUUCUAUCUGCUGGCUGGCUUCAGUCCGGACAUCGAUUUGGAUAAGUUGACGGUAAUAGUAGGUCACAUACCUGCUGGUGCCUCUUGGAAACAAUUGAUUCACUAUGGUCAAGGCUACAUAAAUCCAGGCUAUUUUCGUGCCUUUGACUAUGCCGACAGAAGGAAAAAUACUUUGAUGUACGGGUCCCCCAUACCGCCGGAAUAUAAAUUGAGCGCGAUUACGGCUCCACUGGCUCUAUUCAGCAGCAACAACGAUUGGCUAGCAACGCCCAAGGACGUAGAGCUGCUGAGUAAUAAACUGCGCAGCGUCGUGUUUCACAAAAAAGUCACGGAGAACCGAUUCAACCACUACGACUUCCUCUGGGGUAGGACAGCGCCUCAGAUAGUCUUCGAGCCAUUGCUCCGACUAAUGGAGAAAUAUCGAUACGUCCGAUAGUUCAUAAUUUAAUUAUAUCAUGUCAUAAUCGAUUCCACCGCCAUUUGUGCAUUUAACAAAUCAUUCUAGUCAUCGUUUCGAGAGCGCGAGAAAGAAAAAGAACGAGAG